This is a messenger RNA of Triplophysa rosa, 10648 nucleotides long. It is a transcript of the gene mgaa, whose product is annotated as MAX dimerization protein MGA a. Gene Ontology annotation, cellular component: nucleus. The transcript has 25 exons. Gene Ontology annotation, molecular function: DNA-binding transcription factor activity, RNA polymerase II-specific; protein dimerization activity; RNA polymerase II cis-regulatory region sequence-specific DNA binding. NCBI's taxonomy places the organism in Eukaryota, Metazoa, Chordata, Actinopteri, Cypriniformes, Nemacheilidae. Gene Ontology annotation, biological process: cell fate specification; positive regulation of DNA-templated transcription; regulation of transcription by RNA polymerase II. The record is from RefSeq and is a predicted model, not a curated record.
UCCGGAAUAUAGCAGUGUGGUUCAAAAGAAAUCCAUAAAGUUGGCUGAACAGGGGUGUUUUUUCGUUUGUACUUCGUGGUCAGAGCAGAUCGCCUGCCUCCGAUUCGCCCGCCAUUCGAGAUGGUUCGACGUGCACGCGCUCUCAGCGCCAACUUUUAGUUCUCGGGCCUAUUAGAGACGCGUCGUCGACGAAAAUAACUACGCUCAUUACACAAAAGGAUGUAGACCUGAAAUACCCUGAGGUGAGAGGGUCUGAAUGUGUCCAGAUGACUUCUUAUCUCCCAUGGCCAAUACCGAGAAGCAGGGUGCCAUGGUGCUUCAUGAGGAGGGCAUGACUGCCCCUACACUGGCACCUUCACCUUCCUCUGCACCUUCUCUCUUUGUUGUCCUUAAACAGGUGCAUCCUGGUGAUGUUUUGAAAGACAAGGGUAGUUUAUUAGCUAUUAGCGAGGCAAAUAGUAUAAUGAAGUCUGCAGUCAGUUCAGCUGCAACAGGCUUACAUUCAACAUCAUCCAUGUCACUUUCAGACGCCACCACACAUGUGGAGAACAUGCCAGCAGAUGCUCGAUAUAAGGGCAUCACAGUUACACUGGACAACAACAGUAUGUGGAAUGAAUUUAGUAGGUGCCAGACUGAGAUGAUUCUGACCAAGCAGGGUCGUAGGAUGUUCCCCUACUGCCGCUUUCGUCUCUCUGGUAUGGAACCUUUCCAGAGUUACUUGCUAGCGAUGGAUAUCGUUCCAGUUGAUAACCACAGAUACAAAUGGAGUGGCAAAGGAUGGGAGACCAACGGAAAGGCGGACUCUCACAUUUCACGCUUGUUUGUACACCCAGAAUCCCCUGCUACAGGCCUGCACUGGAUGCAGUACCCUGUUUCUUUUUACCGACUGAAGCUUUGCAACAACACCUUGGACCAGGAGGGCCACAUCAUUUUACACUCAAUGCACCGGUACCUUCCUCGACUUCAUAUCAUACCUGCAGACAAAGACAGUGAAGACAUUCGGAUAGACAGGCCUGAGGUUAUAACGCUCAGUUUUUCUCAGACAGAGUUCUUUGCCGUCACAGCCUAUCAAAACCUGCGUAUCACCCAGCUCAAAAUUGACUACAACCCCUUCGCCAAAGGCUUCAGGGAGGAUGCGGUCAACGCCCGAUCAACGAAGGCCAAGAAUGGAGUAUCGGGUGAAGAAACGGAGAAUGAGCUUAAGCUAAGCAAAGAGUCAACAACCUUGAAUAAUUUGAAGACUUUGUUCAUGAAGAGAAGUGCUGCUGCAAAGGUCAAUAAGGAUCAGAAUGUCCCCAGCCCAACAAAUGGGGAGAAGAAAAUUGUUAAUGGUGAUGCUCCUGUUGAGGAUAGAGAUAAGAGCACUAAGAAGCGUCCAUUGUCAGGAGCAUUUUCGGACUUCCUUAAAGGUGCACAUGUGAAAGUCAAAAGGUUAUCGCUGGACAAUAUCGAGAAAAAUUGUGUUGUCCUGCAAACUGACGCAGGUGGCACAAGUGGAAAACAAGAAGCGAUAUCAUCCAAACCAGAGACUGUAAUGGAUGACAUUCACAGAUGUAACAACACAGACACAAGCUCAAAAAAAGAGUUGAUAAAACUAGAUGAAAUUAAAAUGGUAAUAGAUGAACAUAAAGAUAAUAAGAUUACAUUGUUACCCAGUGAUAAAAAAGUACAAAACUCAGAUGAAAAGAAAAAGGAGAACCUUUCUUCUCUGGACACUGAGGCUGAGCCUGAAGCAAAGACAAAGAAAACCUUACCACACAAACGACCAGAACCUGUACCCCUACCUCUCCUCGCUCAGUUUCUUAAACGGAGAAAGUUUAAAACAAAAUCUACCACCCCAACACCUGAAGCUCCUCGCUUCACCGUGGACUGUAAACCUCAGUUAACAUCUGAAAGCUCACCUGACCUAAUCUCUUCCACCCCUUUGGCGAACACUCAAAUAGAUUCACAACCAUCGCUUACCUCAUCAUCAUCAACAGAAGAUGCCAGUAACAUGACAUCUACAUUCACUGCUUCAUUAUCAUCUCCCUCUUUAACUGUAGAUCCCUUAAUACAAGAAGAAGAAUAACAACCUCUGAGGUUUUCACCUUCUCCAUCUGACAGUGAAUCUUUACUUUCCCCCAACACUUCAUCUCCCGCUAAAUCUAAUUUUGACCCUUCAUUUGACAGUAUCUCGGAUGUAUUUAGUAAUACUGAAAAUGUUUCUGUGCAAGGUCUUGUCAACACACUCAUGUCUCAGUCAGACAUUUCAUCUGUUUUUACUUGUAAUGUUUUGGAUGACACUGAUUCGCCCACUACACCUGCAGUUAAGACCAAUGUUGUCAUCACAUCAGACAACCCAACUGUGACCACAUCACCAAACUCUGCUUUUGAUGUUCCAUCAAGUAAGAACAAUGAGAUCGUUCCCAACCAGGAACUGUCCUCCAUGCCUCAAGUUGAGAUUGAAUCUUUUUCUGAUUGUCUCUUGGAAAACUCCAAUGGCUUGUGUACUGAGCUUUUUACCCAGGAGGUUCUGGACACAAAUGAUGAGUCUCUUUCCUUGCCAUUGGAUGACCCAUCUUCCCCAACCUUUUCAUUACCCAGCCCAGCUCUUUCCUCACCCGACCCCUUUCCUCCAGAUCUAUUCAGUGACCGACCUCUACCUCCCCGAAAGGCCCUUGAUUCUUGCCCAGAGAGGCUGUUGGAUUGCACAGGCAUAUCCUCUUCUGACAUUUUUACAUUAUUAUGUGACAUACCCGCAGCUCCUAUAAACCACCUCGAUUCAUUUCAAGGAAGAAUAUUUAAUGGACCGUUAGAUUCGGUGUCGUCAAGUCAAAGCAGAUCAGGACUUUUCAAUGAAUCCAUUGACUUGUUUUCUCAAAGACCACCUGAUAAACCAGGUCCUGUUAAAGACAUUCAAUCAACUGUUAAUUGUGAGAGCAAUGAGACCGCUCUUUCUGAUCAUCCUGUUCCUGAGCCAACCAAACAGUCCUCUCAUGGAAGCACUCCAACAAAGAAAUCCAACAAAAAACAGAAAAAAGUAGGAAAGUUGAAGCACGGUGAUGAUGAUGAGGUGUUUGAAGGACCCGUACCUGCCCCAAUGCAGCCUAGCCUGGAGGAUGUAGAAGGACAAUUAUUUGCCUCGUUCAUGUCUAAGACAGCUCUUGAGAUUCACCUUGGAGAUGAUGCCAAAACAGGGGUGGCCCAGAAAACAUUGGAGACCUCUGGUGACAACUGUGGAGGUAUAGAGGAAAAGAUUAAGGUGCUUGAGAAAGACCUUUUACAUGAUCUGAAGUUGAUGAAGCACAGGCAGGUUAUUCAUCCGGUGCUGCAAGAAGUUGGACUAAAACUGCAUCUGCUAGACCUCAACCUGCCGAUUGACCUGCAGUAUUUGGGUGUUCACUUACCCAUACCUCCACCUGUUCUCUUACCUGAAGAGAGUCCAGCAUCAUCACAGGUCCAGUUUGUUUCCAGAACAGGGAAAACCACUGACGUCACCAAAAUUAAAGGUUGGAGGGAUAAAUUUGCUGGUUCAGGAUCUCUGAGUGAAGGCGUAUCAAGCGUCGAAACAGGGCAGAAUAACCUCUCAGCGUUCUGCAGUGAUAUGUUGGAUGAGUAUCUGGCCAGUGAGGGCAAACUGAUUGAUGAACGAGCUGCCAACUUGUCCCAGACCGACACCACGACUGUGGCAUACCAGCUACCCACUAAGAGCACCAGCUAUGUCCGCACCUUGGAUAGUGUGCUUAAGAAACAAGUACCUCCCUCUUUAUCCUCCUCAUCCAAACAUUCAACUCCAACAUCCAGUAAAUCCAAGCCAAUGUUCAACUCCAAAGUAGGCAAUCAAUCUAAAAAAAAUCUGAAAUCUGGCAAAGGAAACCAGGUUCUUAGUACCACGAAACCAACCAAACCAGUCAGCGGAGGGGACAAAUUGAUGAGCUUAAACAAGGUCCAGCAAAGCAAAAGAUUGGAAAGGAACAAAAUUAGAAAGGCAUCGAAGAGUUUAAGCACUGAAAAGGUUCUCGCAGAAAUACCUGCCGUGGUAGCUUCUGAUAAGACUCCCAGGUUUGAGGACUCUGGAUCAACAGCAGCGAGCAGCACAGGUGGACGCAGUCCAGGUUUGACCAAGACUCUGGUGAAGCUGAUGGAUGUGGAAGAUGGAGCAGUAUGGGAAGGCAAACGUCGUACUUGUAUCACAGAAGAAAGAGCAGCCAUUGCGCUAACAGCUCUCGUCACUGCUGAAAGUGCAACAAAGGCAAACCCUGAUGCCAUGAGAAUUAUAAAACGACGGGCGCCACCCUGCCUUAACGUCUUCUGCAGGCUCGGCUGCCUGUGUGCCAGUCUGCUUCAUCAGAGGCGACAUCAUCACUGUGGCAAACCGGAGUGCAUGUUGGGCUGCAGCUGUCUGCGACGCAAAGUUAUCGCGCUGAAGAGCCCUAAAGAGGAAGACUGUAUAACAGAGGAGCCUGAACCUCAGGGUCUGUCAGAGGAUAACAAGACUAAAUUGAAGAAGAACAAAAAGAGAAAAACUUAUGUUCUAACAGAUCCUGAGGCAGCACCUGAGCCGGCCAAGCGUGUCAAUACUUUAUGGGAAUCAAAAAGCGAGGAAUCUGAUUCAGAAAUCUUCUGCCCGCCUCCUCCGAGAGUUCUCCCUCCACAACUACUGUCAAAAGAUCUACAACACGACCUGGAACGUUUUUUCAGUCCCCCGAAACCGAAGAGGGUGGGAGAGAGAAAUUUGAAUAUGAUGGAGGAGAGCAGCGAAAUGGAUAAUCAUUUGACUUGCUCUCGUGUUCGACCAUUUCGACCGUGUCGUAAUAAACGAAAAAUGCCGGUUGACCAACAGCACAUCCCACAGAUCCCUAAACGAGAUGUCGAGGAGGGAGAGCUUGUACCUCUUAAUUUGUCUGACACUAUCAAGCGGCUCGAGAUCAUAUCCGAGUGCAGUUGGUCAAGUACAGACAGCAGAAAUGACGUUAUGGGGGUGGUGUGCAAGAACAUGGCUCAAGAUCGUUUAACGAACCCUUUCUGGGUUGGCAAGUAUUACAUUCAGCCGAUUUCUAAGACUGUACAGGAGACAGAGGAAGGUUCUGUCCACACCUACAAGGUCAAGAUAUCAGAGCCUGUGGAGAAGAAGAAAGAAGAUAAGAAUGUUUCGCAGAAUGAUGUCCAAACAGAGUCCAUACAGCCUGUAGAGAAGAUUGAGGUGAAAGGUUUGCCCUUCCUUGCCAGGUGUUCCCCUGCUGGCUUGCUCAAGGCGGAGAAAAAAGCUCCUAAUGCCCCGGGACAGAUAAUGGUCAAUGGAAAGCCAUACCCACAAGCCAAGCUGGAACUGGGCAAGAUGGGGGCACUGCACCCUGCCAAUCGAUUGGCAGCUUACAUCACAGGAAGAAUAUGUCCAGUCGGUCAGUCUGUGGCUACCUUUGUAACAACAUCAACCACUGCGAAGGCCUCUACAACCGUUCCGGUCACCAAUGUGGCCACAGUAACCUCAGUUACCAGCGCAUGUGCUUCUACAAUCACAUCACCCUUCAAGACUGCUGUGACCAACCCCCCAGCGGGACAGGUCUUCACCCAGUUUGUGGUCAACCACAUCAACUCUCAAAAUCAGGCCAGCACUAGCGCCCCACACUUAAAGUCUUCUCCUCCAAAAAUUGUCAUCCCCUCCUCUUUGCUAAUGGUUGGCAGAGAGGCUGGGGUUCCUGGUGUUGCUCUGUCUUCUCUAAAAACAGGUGGACAUAAUGUAACUCCAACCCCUUCAUCUGGAUCUCCCACGUCAGGAAAGAAGACUGUUUUGAUUACAGUUGUGUCCCGUAAAGCAGGGACCACUAGUAGUGGACCACAGGUAGAAAAACCCGUCACACAUAUUUGCCCUCCACAGACCUCAGGCCAAAAGAUGACACUUCAAGUGGUGAAAACAGCCGAUGGCAACACGCUGUACCGUAAUCCCAGUGGUCAACUCAUUCGGCUGGUGCCUCUUAGUCAAAUCAAAUCCAUGACGCCCAGCAGCCUCCCUAAAGGUCCAACAACCCUGUUUCGCUUGCCAGCACCUAAUGUGGUUUCUCCGAAUAAGCCUCAGAGCGGCAGUACCAUCACAGUCACGUCAUCCAGCCCGACAAGCCAAACACAAGCAAAAUAUACAUACACUGUACCAGCCCCAGCAUUUUUAAGUAGCAAGCCGGUCACUCUCACUACAUCCAAGUCGGUCUCAUUCAACAGUCUUCCUUCCACCCUUAAAGUUAGCCCGACGUUUCUGGGACAGUCUGGCACUUGCACGUUAAGAAUUCUCCCUCCAAAUACUCUCAAAGACACUGCAAGUAGCACUCCGACCUCUUCCCCUAGCCUCUCACAGGGCGGUUUCACAUUACUCAAACCUUCAAGUGCAACUUUACAGAAUCAAGACUCCACCACGUCUGAAACCAUUGCUUCUGUUAGCUCAGGUUCAACAGAGGGUCCAGUCAGUCAGGUCCAACCGUUACUUGAUUUGAGUAAGCGAUCCGACAUGGUUUCUGCUAAACAGGAUCGCGCCCACGAUUCCAGAAUGUCUGAAAGUUCAGCUGUAAACACAUCACAGAUUUCAUCCUCUACCACCACUUCUCCAAAACCCACAUGGUGUUCUCCAUCUAGCUUCUCACAUAGGGAGCUUGGAGAACUGGAAGGUUCAGAUUUAGCUGCUAAUCCCUAUGAGAAGGAAGGAGAAUGUGACACGGAUCAGCAAGAGGAAGGGAACGGAUCGGACGGAUCAGAAUUAACGGACGACUCCGACUUGUACAGUGAAGAUGACCAAGAUGAUUCGUACAGUGAUUCUGAUAAAGAUGAGCUGGGGCCGGUUGAGGAUGAGGAUGAGGACGGGUUGGAUUCAGAGAUGAAAGAUCCUGCAGAGGUGGUGGUUGAUAUUGAGUCCUUUGAAGAGUCGGUGGAGAAAAUGAAGAUUACACUACUAAAGGAAUCUGCCAAAAAGCAAAAUCUGCUUCACAGACGGCAGAAGCACACUGAUGAUCAGAAGAUCAAGAGGGUUCACAAUGAGAGAGUGAGGCGCAGCACGUUAAAAGAACGCUUUCUGAACCUUCAGUUGACCCUCAAGAAAUCUUUGAAGAACAUCUCCAGAAAUGGAAUCCUCACACUGGCUAAAGAAGAGAUUGAGUCCCUAGUGCAGCAGGAGAGCUUUUUAGUGAUGUACAGACACAAGUUAAUAAUUGAAAGAGAGCAAUAUCUACAGACGCUUUCCAUGAUGUCUGACAAGAGUGAAGAGUCCAUCAGCCAGAAGCUUAAUGAAAUUGUUGCAAAACAAAAAACUCUUGAGGCCCAGAACGAAGCGAGAGCGAUGACGUCCCAGCUUAAGCAGACAAAACCCAAACCCAGUCCAAAACCCAAGCAUUUUUCUAAAUCAACUAAUCCCAGUAGUAAACCCAAAAGUUCAGGAUUGCAAAAAGAAAAGGAUGUUGUUUCCGAACACACGCAGUCUCCUUCCAAGCCAAUAGACUUGAGUCUUAAAAAACAAAGAAGUCUGGAAAAACCAGAAAGUAUAACAGAAGAUUCAACCUCAAAACCUAAAGAACUCGAUAGCAACAGAAGCACUCCUACAGCUCCAGUUAAAGACAAAAGCAGCGUCUCCUUACCUCUUCAGCCAAUCGCUAGUUCCAUUUAUUCUAAAUCUGCACCUGUGCCCAUUCCUAUAACACUCUUACCGAUAUCACGCGAGAGGCCUAACAUCCUGUCAUGCUCACAGACCACACCAGCAUCUCCAGUCAAAGAGCCUCUUGUAACUAACAAAGUAAUUCCUCUGAUGCCUCUUCAGCCCAUUGGCAUCACCGCACUUGGGCCGCAGCAGUCAACCACACCAGGUGUAGCAUCUGCGUCCAUAUCAGUUGCUGCAAUGCCACAGCCACUCGGAGUGGAAAAUCCUCUUCCGAUGUUGCAGCCUCAGUUGAUCAAAAUUUCAAACAGCCCUGUUGACAUUAACACACAAGUGGAACCCAUCAACCUUUCCAACGUCUCCAACGUCAUUUCCCUGGUUCCACCAGUUAAGAAUCCGGUAGUACCACAGCAGGUUGUGCUUGAGAAGAUGGACACUACACCAGCUGUCCAGGCACAGACCAUCUCUAUCCAGUCUCAUUUGGAAGAAAGAGAGGCUAUUGAUGGUAAACCCAAGGAAUCACCAAAGCAACCUAUAGGAGGAGAUGUACUGACAACAUCUGUGACGUCCCCCAACCAGGAUGGAUUGGACAAGAAGGGUCAAGAGAACACCAAUGAUGCUGAAGAUGAAAAUCUGAUGUCUUUGCUAGACGAACUUGUUCUUCUCAGUCAGCAGUUGAGUAACGACUCCCCCGAACCAAUGAAUGAAGAUCAGAACCAUGUUAUGCCCGAUAAAGAAAGCUCACAGUCCGACCAUCAGGAAGAUACAGAACGGGAUGAUGAUCGUGCGCUCAGCCCCUUAUUUCUAACUCUCGAUGAAGAUCUGAUGUCUCCAGAGUGCUCCAAAGAUGAACUGGAUGAUAUUCCACCUAAAGUCGACGACUUGGUCAAAGUCAUCUUCGGGUCAGAUUCACCAACCACUUCGUCUGAAUCUGGGGUUGCGACAUCAACAAACGCUCCUAGUCCACAACCUCCGACAAGCAGCGUUACAAGUGAUGCUCUUACUCCACCUCCUCUGUUGCACAUGAAAGCGACGUGCGGGGCCGUUUUGGGUCACUCCGCCAGCGAAGGGGCUAAUGUGACAUGGCGGCCGAUGCCUAAACUUGUUCCUUUAGGGUUAAAGGAUGCUGUUCUGAAUAAGGUGAACGGUUCGUCUGUUCUCAAAUCGGACUCAAAGGCGCAGGAUGUUUAGAAACCACACACGUGAUCUGGUAAGUCAAUAAAUCAGGUAUAGCUGCUGCUCACUUUAUGGACAGUGUAGGAGUUUUUAUGUAUUUACUUUUUCAUAAGUCCUGCUGCAGUCCUGUUGGGCCUCUGGAAUCUCCAAAGAUGUUUUUUUUUUUAGGUUAAAUACUUCAUUACUAACUACUUGAUCAGCAGAUUGCCUGUUUGAUUCCUUGUUGGGUUUUCGGUGUCUAUUUAAUAAAAGGCUGUUUUUUCAGUUUUUACUUCUCGUGGCAGUUGUUAACUUAGAAGCUAUUCGUUGUAACCUCCAUAUUGGAGCAGGUUGAUUUCGAAGAAAAUUAAACCGAUCUUUAAACAUAGGAAAAUAGUUUAGUCCCUCUUUAGCGCAUUGUGGAAGAAAAUCUAAGGAGAAUCUGCCUUUAAUUGUUUGUGUUGGGAAUUUUGUGGGAUCAUUAGGUGGAUUUCUGGGUGACCUAUUUCAGAAUUAAUUGAAUUUGCCUACUGACAUUUAACAUAAGAACUGUUUCACCCAUGACUUUAUCUUCUAAUGAGAUACACAAAUGUCAUUUGCAUCUAGCUGAAUCUUGCAUCAUCUUUUGUUGAUCGUAAAAUGAGUUCAUGUUCUAAUACUGGCAAUAAUGUUGAAUUAUGUCUGUGUUCUUGUUACAGAAAAUCUAGCCUACAUAUGACACAUACAUUGCUUGCCUUUAAGAAGGUCCUUUGAUUUGCACACUUGGUCAAACAAGUAAAGAUAUCAUUAACCGCAUAAGAAAAACAGAUACAGUGUGUAUCUUUAAUUUCGACCGUUUAGCCAUCAGACUGCAGUUUUCCUCUGUUUUGUUUUUGUCCGAUGAUGAGUUUAAAACAUUUAGUUUUGUUGUGGAUUUACAGCUUCCCUAAAACAAAAACCUCAACUUUUAUUUGUGCAUAAGCAACUUGGAUGCCUGGAGGUUUUAAAGGGAUUGUAAAGCUGUUGAAGUACACUACAAGUGUCUAAUAAUGUGGUUGACUACAGGGAAUCCCAAACUUUGGUUCUGAGAAAUGUAAUAAUCACUAUGCAAAUUUUCGCUUUAGAUGACAUAUCUGGAGGAAACACUACAGCUUCGUAGGAAAACAGGCUUGAUAACACGAUGCAAUGUUGUUCAUUGUUCUUAAAAAGUGUUAUUGUGUAUUUUAUGCUACACUGGGUUUUUUUUUGUAUAUAGGGUCACUGUGUUGUCUGUAUAUUAGUCAAAGUAUAAAGGAUUUCUUGAGUGUUGUAAAUAUGUAAGAUGUACUACUUUUUUGUAGACUGCUUAUUUUUUAUAAAUCAGUGCUCUCUUAAAUUUUUUUGUGAAAGAAUACGGAUUGUCCAUUGAAGUCAAUAAAAAUGUGCAAAGAAACGCGAGUCAAUGUUUUUGAUAUCUAAAUAUAUGUUUAUGGUUGUCGUGGUUCAUGAUCCAAAUGUCAUUUUGCUGAAUUUGUUUUAAAGCCGAAUGUGUGACUUCAGUUCAAUUUCUGAUUUCCAGGUUACAGUUUGACUUAAUUUGAAGUUUUUUUGCUUAUCAUUUUUAUUCUUCCCACAUUGUACUUUGUAACAUAUUAUACCACAAAGACCAGCUAUAGAUGUUUGAUUUGACAGACUCGAGAGGUUUACACACAGUAACUGACUCUCGGGGGAGAAUAAUCUCAGGGUUUAUAUACAGCAGUUGUUGAAUGGGUCGACUCGAACCUCAUUCAGCUUUGUCAAGGUAAGAUUCAUCCUUUUUUCAUUACACUCAAUGCAUAAAUGUGUCAAAUGCUAAAAGUCUGGAAACAAUCAGCAUGAUUCAGAUUCAGAACAAUGGGUAACUAAUUUUGCCUUUUUUCCCUC